Molecule: messenger RNA, 1191 nt
Organism: Drosophila obscura
Lineage: Eukaryota; Metazoa; Arthropoda; Insecta; Diptera; Drosophilidae
Exons: 3
Coding region: 117-578 (153 amino acids)
Source: RefSeq, a predicted model, not a curated record
AUAAAUGUACCAUCCCCAUUUCAUUUUGUUGUGAGCUUUUUAUUGUGAAAUUUCAUUUGUAAAUUGUAAAUAAAUAGAGAACCUAACUUGCUGCGCCAAAUCAGCCGGAUCCCAGGAUGGAGUUGAAAUCAAGUGUAUUGGCAAUUGGAGACGAGACUAGCGAAACUUCAGGAAGAGUGUCGGGUCUUACGCACAACGAAUACACAUUUAAGGAAGAAUUCAGGAUCCGUAUGCAGAAGUUACUACUUCCGGACGCUCCUCACCUGGCAACUAGACCGGACGAAGAUGCAGUCGAAAGAUUUUCCGCAAACGUAAUUAAGAAAAAUGGGAAACAAUACUAUCAAUUCGGCUCAGAGGAAUCUAGACCUGGAGAGAUCAUAUCUGGACCAACGUUAGACCCAAAAGGAGUUACAUUACUAGUAAAGAAUCGGAUAAGCAAAGAACACUGGGUAAAUGAAGCAAUGAUUGAGUCUAAGAUGCAAUGGGGAGAAGUACAAGAAAUAGUAUCCGGUUGUCUCGAUGAGCAAAACAAUAAAUUAUAUAAUUAUUUGUGUUAUUUGCAGGAAAAUGGUAAAUGAUAAUACAUUUUCCCACAGCUAUAUUAAAUUUAUGUACCUGAAUAAAAAUCCAUUUCUGGUCUAUCAAAACUUUUGGGAGCUUUUGUUGUGAAAAUCUCUGAAUCAUGCUGUCAGUCGUCAUGAACAGUUGAAAUUGACAAUCAGACGGAUCCUACGAUGGAACCGAAAGCUAUGGUGUUGUCGAAUAAGCCAAGCAAAGCUUCUUACACUCUACACAAGUAUAAAUUUGAGGAGAAUUUCAAGAAUCAUUUACAGAAAUUACUGCUGCCAGGUGUUCCUCACCUGGCAACUGAUGCAAACGAAAAAUUGGUAGAAAGGUUUUCAGCAAGGGAAGUAAAAAAAAAUGGCAAACGUUAUUAUGAGUUCGGUCCAGACAAUUUCAAACCAGGAUGUAUCAUCGGAGGAUUCACGGUUGACGCCAAAGAAGUUACAUUUUUAGUUAAGAAUCGGAUGAACCGAGAGCACUGGAUCAAUGUCAACGUGAUCGAGUCUGAAAUGAAGUGGGAACCAGUACAAGAAAUAGUUUCAGACUACCUAGAUGAGCAGAACAACAGAAUCUAUCAUUACUUGUGUUACUUGCACGAAAAUCGUAAAUAAAUUUAAAUCUAUCUGA